Coniophora puteana RWD-64-598 SS2 is the source of this 237-nucleotide messenger RNA. RefSeq lists its product as uncharacterized. The transcript is spliced from 4 exons. The record is from RefSeq and is a predicted model, not a curated record. Bases 1 to 237 code for a protein of 78 amino acids. Lineage: Eukaryota; Fungi; Basidiomycota; Agaricomycetes; Boletales; Coniophoraceae.
AUGAAGUUCACCAUUGUCUUCACCGCCCUCCUCGCACUCGCCACCGGUGUCGCCGCUCAAUGUUCCGGCGGCUGUGAGCCCGGCAAGUGCUGCACUGGCUCUGCUUGCGUCAGCUGCGCCGAGCUCGAUGCUCAGAAGGCCAAUCCGGAGGAUGUGCCGCUGGAGAAUGUUGCCAGACCGACCCUGUCGGUUGUGUCAGCUGCGACGAGCUCUGACGUCCUUGGAGCUGAGCGCUGA